Molecule: messenger RNA, 679 nt
Organism: Camponotus floridanus (Florida carpenter ant)
Lineage: Eukaryota; Metazoa; Arthropoda; Insecta; Hymenoptera; Formicidae
Product: brain protein I3
Exons: 3
Coding region: 146-499 (117 amino acids)
Source: RefSeq, a predicted model, not a curated record
UUGUCUCUUUCUAACUUAUUGCAACAGUGCAUCUAAAAAGAACAGACCCACUGUGAUUCCUCAAAUAAUUGGAGAAGGUUAUGAAGUUCAUAUUUACUUCUCUCUCGUAAAAUAAUACUUUUAUUAAAGAAUUGAAGAAUUAAUUAUGGAAAAUCAACCAUUAAAUUCAAUCGAAAAGCCGCCACCGUAUUCCACCGUAACGGCUUCAGCACCUCCGACAGUAGUGAAUAUAUCAUGCCAACCACCUCCUGGAUACUAUCCUAGUAAUACUGAUACUGGUUAUCAAGGAAGAUCUGUCCCAUCAUAUGGUUCUACAGCAAUCAUUGUUCCAGAAAUUAUUUUAGUUGGUGGUUGUCCUGCGUGCAGAGUAGGUGUGAUGGAAGAUGAUUAUACAUGUCUUGGUCUACUAUGUGCGAUUCUCUUUUUUCCCAUUGGAAUUAUUUGUUGUAUGCUACUAAAGACGAGACGCUGCUCGAAUUGUGGAGCUUAUUUUGGUUAACUAAAAAUAGAAUGUGUAUACUUGUAAAAAACAAAAUUUCAUCUCAAGUACAUUUAAAAAGGAGAUAUUUUAUUAUAAGUGAUAUUAUAAGUGAUAAGGACUUAAUGUUAAAUCAGAAUAUAUUUUUAUAGUAUAUAAGUGAUAAAGGGGGACUUAAUGUUAAGUCAGAAUAUAUUUUUA